UGGAUUGUUGCGUGACGCACAACUUUCUCCACCACGCCUUUCACUGCGUGCGAGUCUGCGCAGAACGGUGGCGAGUUCCGCCGGUGCGUUCUGGGCUCUAGCGAGACAGAGUUAGAGCGACAGACAGUCAGCGGACGCACGCUUGCUUUUUCUUCGUCUUCGUCUUCAUUCUGGCUUCCUAAACAGCGAGAGAUAACUUUGACAGCCGCUUCAAGUUUUCCCUUUUUUUUAAAUUCUUGUUUAAUUUGCAUAUACAUUAUAUAUACUGCUGUGCUUCACUGUGAUACAACCCAACCGAGAAGAGCCUGCGGGGAGGCAGAUUGCCGUUUGAUGGAUCCGAGAAUCGCCUGGUUUCAGCCGGAACAGCUCGGACCUGCCAAUAUCCUGUGGAUGCAAAUUUGGGAAACUACGCAAGGGCUAAGGAAUCUGUACUUUGACAACAACUACACUGCGAGUACAAGCGGUACCAACGCGAACAACACCAAGACCAGCAGUGCAGAUACCUCGGCAACAGCCAGCUCCAGCGGUAUCAAUACAACCAGCACCAGCACUACCGAGGGCAUGUCGAGCUUGAGGGCCGGCGGGGAAUUCGGGGUGCAGGGGGACUUUUUACCCUUGGAGACCAAUAACAACCAAAACAACCACCCGGCAGACAGGGGCGGCGGCGGUGCGUGGAGCCACCGAAACAAGAGGAAAUGGGACAACAAGGCGAGCACGUUCGGGUUCAACACCAGCCUCUUGCACCGCGGGCCAGGCACGGAUCGGGGUGGCGGGGGAUAUUCCGGGACCCCGUGGAAAACGAGGAACUAUUCCGAAGGGGUGGUCGGGUUACACGAAGAGAUAUUUGACUUCUACGAGUACAUGUCUCCUCGGCCCGAGGAAGAGAGGAUGCGCAAGGAGGUGGUGCAGAGGAUAAAAGACGUCAUCAGAGAACUGUGGCCUAACGCCGAUGUUCAUAUAUUUGGAAGCUUUAGCACUGGAUUGUAUUUACCCACAAGUGAUAUUGAUCUCGUCGUGUUUGGGAAAUGGGACAGCCUUCCCCUGUGGACCCUGGAGCAAGCUCUCCGGAAGCACAACAUCGCCGAUGAGAACUCGGUCAAAGUGCUGGACAAAGCUACGGUACCCAUCAUUAAACUGACCGAUUCAUACACUGAGGUGAAGGUUGACAUCAGCUUCAACGUGCAGAACGGAGUGAAAGCAGCUCAGCUCAUCAAAGAGUUUAAAGAGAAAUACCCUGUACUUCCAUACCUGGUGCUCGUGUUGAAACAGUUCCUGCUGCAGAGAGAUCUGAAUGAAGUAUUCACAGGGGGGAUCGGCUCCUACAGCCUCUUCUUAAUGGCUGUCAGCUUCCUUCAGUUGCAUUACAGGGAAGACGCCAGCAGCCCCAAUGCCAACAUUGGAGUUCUCUUGAUAGAAUUCUUCGAACUCUACGGACGUCAUUUCAACUACCUGAAGACUGGCAUCCGGAUCAAGGACGGCGGCUCGUACGUGGCUAAAGAGGAAGUGCAGAAGAGCAUGGUGGACGGGUACAGACCGUCGAUGCUCUACAUCGAGGACCCCCUGCAGCCAGCAAAUGAUGUUGGAAGGAGCUCCUACGGUGCCAUGCAAGUGAAGCAAGCCUUUGAUUAUGCCUACAUUGUACUGAGCCACGCUGUUUCCCCAAUCGCCAAGUACUAUCCCAACAAUGAGUCGGAAAGCAUUCUGGGGCGCAUCCUGCGAGUGACCCAAGAAGUGUCUGAAUACAGAGACUGGAUUUCAAAGAAGUGGGGAUCGCAGAGCAGAAGAGAGUCUCCAAUCAAUGGCAAUGAUGUGACGUUGUUAGUAGAGCCACAGCAGCUGGACAAAUGCAACAACAAUGUCUGUGAAGAAAAGGCUGUGAUCCUGGGGCAGCCGCGGAGUGAACACUCCUCCUCCUCCUCCUCCUCCUCCUCCUCGAUAUCCAGCUCCAGUGAUGCAUGUGGAGCCCUGAGGUCUCUGAUAUCUGUAACUUCGCAGGACUCGGACGAGACUCCAUGUAAAACCCUGAAGCACCGGCAAGCUGAUCCCAGACAAGAAACAGCAACGGGGUCCACACAGCUCCGCGGGAAAACACAGAGCCAUUCCUCCAGCAAGAGCAACCUGGCACAGAGCCAUUCCUCCAGCAACAAGACACAGCAUGAAAGGAGACAGUUUCGCUCUUCUCGUAAAGGCUGUACAGAUCAGCAGCGCCCCAGCCACUCCCCCGCACCGCUCAGCAGCAAACCACACCCACCGAGCAGCCACGGCAAGAAGAGGAAACUCCGGAAGGACGCCGUGCCGGAGGAGCUCUGCAGAUAGGGAAGGAGCUGUGCCUCAUGAGACUCUGUCAAACUGCCCCCUCUCUGCGGCACGGCAUUGUCGUGGCUUCUCCGUGCGGUAUAUACAGCACUAAGACUUUUUUUAUAGCUCAAAAGAAACCAGCUUUGCACAAAGAAUGAAGGAUCUUUGCUGCCACUGCUUGUUUGAUGACGCAAGCUGAAGUGGAGCCACUGUUGAAGCUGCAGAUUGAAUGGAAACCGUGAUCGUCGAUUGAUGCCCUAGAGCCUAUUAAAGAGAAAAACGAAGAAAAAAAGACUUGACCAUAGAAAAUGUAAAAAAAAAAAAAAAAAAAAAAAACCUAAUAAAAAAAGGAAAAAAGAAAUGUAGUCCUUUUAAGAUGGGAAUAUAAUUUGAGCAUGAAAGAUUUUAAUAUUUUUUGUUUGGUUAUAGUUACUGUUUUAUUAUGUAUAUACAGAUUGUAUUUAAAAAAAAAAAAAUUAAAAAAAGUAUUGCAUUUGUAAAAAGAGAGAAAAGGUUUAGUAAUACUUUUUUACAUGACAUACUAAUUAAUUUUUUUAUUUUAUUUUUUAAAGCUGUAAUUUUCACCAUUGCUUUUGUUUUUUGCAACUAUCCAGUUGUGCACAUCAUCAGCAUCAGACAGGGCAGCUCCAGCAGACUCUGCAAACUGCCCUGUGUUUCAUACGAUCAGACGGGGCAGCUCCAGCAGACUCUGCAAACUGCCCUGUGUUUCAUGCGAUCAGACAGGGGGCAGCUCCAGCAGACUCUGCAAACUGCCCUGUGUUUCAUACGAUCAGACAGGGGGCAGCUCCAGCAGACUCUGCAAACUGCCCUGUGUUUCAUACGAUCAGACGGGGCACCUCCAGCAGACUCUGCAAACUGCCCUGUGUUUCAUACGAUCAGACGGGGCAGCUCCAGCAGACU
Acipenser ruthenus (sterlet) is the source of this 3219-nucleotide messenger RNA. Its product is annotated as terminal nucleotidyltransferase 4B-like. The record is from RefSeq and is a predicted model, not a curated record. The transcript is spliced from 12 exons. Gene Ontology annotation, molecular function: poly(A) RNA polymerase activity; mRNA binding. Gene Ontology annotation, cellular component: TRAMP complex; nucleolus. Gene Ontology annotation, biological process: RNA 3'-end processing. The coding region runs from base 331 to 2316 and encodes 661 amino acids. NCBI's taxonomy places the organism in Eukaryota, Metazoa, Chordata, Actinopteri, Acipenseriformes, Acipenseridae.